Messenger RNA from Kuraishia capsulata CBS 1993, 1344 nucleotides. RefSeq lists its product as uncharacterized. Bases 1 to 1344 code for a protein of 447 amino acids. Gene Ontology annotation, cellular component: COP9 signalosome. The record is from RefSeq and is a predicted model, not a curated record. The transcript is spliced from 2 exons. Lineage: Eukaryota; Fungi; Ascomycota; Pichiomycetes; Pichiales; Pichiaceae.
AUGGCCGGGUCAUUGGAUCAGCACAUUCGUGGCUAUACAGGCCCUCUUCUACUGAAACGUCUUCACCAUAUUGCCACAUGCGGCUCUCCUCUUGCAGUAGAAGCAUCCAGAAAGGGGUUACAAUUACUCAUGACUAGCGAAUUUAUUGAGAUGAAUUUCAAGGGGUCGGCAGCAUUUCUAAAAGUCCUAGCUAACCAGGGAGAUGCAAGCUCUUUGAUUGCCGAUUUCAGCGACGUGAAUAGGCCAGAUCCACAGGUUCUGCUGGCCAGUAUCGAUACCGAGAUUUCAGCAUAUCAAUCCUGGCAAAAGGGAUCAAUGGAAUCUCUCAAAACACUUCUCCAGAGAAGAUCAACGUUGCUUAUGUUAGACUGCGAUGAUGAUACCCAGGAGUCGAUGGUAACCUCGUUAAGUAUUCCUGGUGAAUUUGCCCGAAAGUAUGUUGCCAGAGAAAGUGAGCUGACCACUGUGGAGUUUAUGUAUUUAGACAGACCGGACUCGGCUCUCAAGAAUUUGCGGCAGAGUCUGGCGUUGUUCUGCAAGAUUGCCAAGGACUCGGAGGAUGACAUAGACAUGGACUCCAACGUGAGCGAUACCGAGAGUACGACAGAACUAAGCCACGAGGAGGUGGUUGCAUAUUGGAAUUGUCGAUGGAUGAACCUGUUCGUCAAUUUUUAUGCGGGGCGGUUUUCGGUGGUGGCCAAAGAGUACCAAAGUCUUCUUGACAGUUCUUCCAUAAAGGGUGUAACUGCAUGCAAUGUCUUUGAGAGUGACCACUACAAUCCAGUCCUUAUCUCCAAGAACGGCCUUUUGAAAGCAAUCAUGAUAUCUUCGCUUAUUUCGUGCACACUAGAUGAUCUGGAAAAAAUCACAAAGACAGAUGUCUUCGAGUCGUUCAUGGAUGAAGACGUUUUGUGUGCCGAGCUGUAUCGGGCAUUCUCUGCAUCUGACUACAAAUCCUCGAACGAAAUUAUAGACCAGCUUGAAGAGCAGUUGAGGCUUGAUCCUUUCUUUUAUUCGCUGAUGCCAACUAUACAGAAGUUCAUCAGAUAUAAGGAGUACAUCUGUUAUCUCUCGUUGGUCCAGCAAGUGUCUAUAUCUCAUAUGGCUGACUUCGUGGGAGUGGAUUCAAACACACUGGUAAAAGAACUUACAUACUUGAUGACGGCUUCUGGACUUCACAUGGAAUACGAUGCCGUUGCUGGAGUACUUCACCAUAAACCUGUGCCUCCAAAUCAAGAGUUGAAAGUUCUUUUCGACGGUGUUCUGGAACUCAACAGAAGAUCGGCUGAUCUUGAAGCCUCUGCCCGACUGAAGAGCCUUGUGCUGUCGUCUUUCGGAAAUUAG